AGCCAGCACAAGGGUUUAACCCAUUGUGCCGCCACGGCUGAUGUUUAGGUGGCAUCUCUUUUCCUGCAGUUUGAAUCCAUUGUUCCAUAGCCUGAUCUCUGGAGCAGCAGAACAUACGCUUCCUCCAUCUUCAGUGUGUCAUCUUUUCAAUAAACUUUCUUGGGACUUUGAUUUAGAGGCUGGAUUAUCCGUCAGGGCUGCUUUAGAAUUUCCCUACAUGACGGGGUUGGACUAGAUGGCCCUUGGGGUCUCUUCCAACUCUAUUAUUCUAUGAUUCUAUAGAAUCAUAGAAAUUGUUGGUCCUAUCAAACAUCUAUUUGUUGACUUAGCAGCAACUUUUGAUUCCAUUGAUAGAAGCCUGUUGUGGCAUAAACUCACUAACUAAUACAGUAAUAGACUAUUGGAUUAUGACCUGUUAGGAUCCUUUAGUUUAUUGGGCAAUGGAAAUCUUGUUUGAAGCUCUCAGCAAACAAAGAUUCAAGCAGAAUUCUUUAAAAUAACGUGUUUGUUUUACUGAUAACUUCAUAUAUUUAAAUAUACAGGUAUAUUUCUUGUCAGGUUAAACUUUAAAAUGUUUCAGUUUGUAUCUUUAAACUUAUAAUCUUUAAUAGUCUCUUUAACACUAUAUUGCCCUCUUUUAUAACAGUGUACUUCCAAGGAACUCAAGCCUCAACUGUCUUCUAACUCCCAACACUGGCUUCUGCCCUCUAACAGAUUCAAGCCUCAACUGUCAUUUAUAACUGUCACCCUUUUAAAAAUGCAUUCUAAAUAGUCACAUGACCAGCAGCCCCUCCUACUGCUUCAAGUACAUAGAGGUAAGAAAACUGCAAACCAAAGAAGACAUACACUUCAGGAAAUAAACUGACACAUUAUAAAACAGACAAAACAUUAAAUAGAGGCUUGAGAAGGUUGCAGUAUUCAACAGAUUACUUGAUCCUAUCCCUGUAGAUAAUGCCUUAUCUACCCACAUAGAUAAAAAAGUAAAGCAAGAAUGCCUGUUGACACCAUCACACUUUAAUUUAUAUCUGAAUGAUGUAAUUCCAACAUUAUCUGGCUUGGAAAAUUUUCCAUCCUCAGUUGGGUCAGAGAUGGUGUCUGUUCUUUUAUAUGCUGAUGAUAUGGUUUUAAUUUCUCUUAGAAUCCUAGAAUAACAAGAGUUGGAAGAGACCGCAUGGGCCAUCUAGUCCAACCCCCUGCCAUGCUGGAAAAGCAUAAUCAAAGCACUCUCAACAGAUGACCUUUUAGCCUCUGUUUAAAAGCCUCCAAAGAAGAAGCUUCUGCCACACUCUGAAACAGAGAGUUCCAUGCAGAACAGCUGUCGCGGCUAAACAUACCCAGCUUUUGAAGCCACGAUAGUAGUUUAUCAAUCAUGGUGUCUCUCUUGCCGGCCCAUCAGUUCAAAGUUUGCCAUUCUGAAAUAGCAGAAAAUCUUGUGGAAGUCAUACUGGCUGUGAAGUUGCUGUCUCCGCCUCACAUUAUUUUCCUUGGGAGCCCGUUCUCUAAUCUGUUAUGAUCAUUUUGGAUUCUGAUCCUUUCUUCUGGGGUGUUAGCUGUCCCUCCCAAUCGGCAGAUUUGAUCUCACUAUUGAAGAAUGACAGCCACAAGCUGGAAUGUGUCCAGAGAAGGGCAAUCAAGAUGUCUGAGGAUCAGGAAACCAAACCUUACGAGGAAUGACUGAGGAUCUGGGCAAACUUAAAAUGGAUUCCGUCUAACACUGUAGUGCUCCUCAAGAAGUAAGGAGAUGCUGGACUUUGCCAAGUGUAACUGGUGAGAUGGAUAACUACAGCUAGUGGAUUACCAUAAAUUAGUCAUGUCUGCCAAAUCCACCAUGUGCACUGUUCCAAAAAGAAACAGGUUGUUGGAAUUUAUUACAUUUAUACUUCUUACAUUUUGAAGUUUGCAAGAUAAUCCCUUUGUGAAAAGGAGGAACAAUGACUUUUUAUAGUUUUUAUUUGCUUUUCUUCGCGUUUACUUGGAAUACCUCUGCCUAUGGACCAAAUCAAAGGGCACAAAAGAAAGGAGAUAUUAUUCUCGGUGGACUAUUUCCCAUUCAUUUUGGAGUAGCUGCUAAACACCAGGAUCUGAAGUCUCGGCCAGAAUCUGUAGAGUGCAUAAGGUAUAAUUUCCGUGGUUUUCGCUGGCUUCAGGCAAUGAUCUUUGCCAUUGAGGAGAUUAAUAGCAGCCCAACUCUUCUUCCCAACAUGACUCUUGGAUACAGCAUAUUUGACACCUGCAACACUGUCUCCAAAGCCCUGGAAGCCACACUGAGUUUUGUGGCCCAAAACAAGAUAGACUCUUUGAAUCUGGAUGAGUUCUGCAAUUGCUCAGAGCACAUUCCUUCCACAAUUGCAGUAGUGGGAGCAACUGGGUCUGGAAUUUCUACAGCGGUGGCCAAUCUCUUAGGUCUUUUUUACAUACCUCAGGUUAGUUAUGCUUCAUCCAGCCGGCUCUUGAGCAACCGAAAUGAGUAUAAAUCUUUCCUGCGUACCAUACCGAAUGAUGAACAUCAGGCCACAGCCAUGGCAGACAUAGUUGAGUACUUUAAUUGGAACUGGGUGGGUACCAUUGCUGCAGAUGACAAUUAUGGCAGACCAGGGAUUGAAAAGUUCCGGGAAGAGACGGAGGAAAGGAAUAUCUGCAUUGACUUCAGUGAGCUGAUUGCCCAGUACUUGCCUGAGGACCAGAUCCAACAGGUGGUGAAAGUCAUUCAGAAUUCCACAGCAAAGGUGAUUGUCGUCUUCUCUAGUGGCCCAGAUCUGGAACCGCUGAUCAAAGAGAUUGUGACUCAUAACAUCACUGGCCGGAUUUGGCUGGCAAGUGAAGCCUGGGCCAGCUCUUCCCUGAUAGCCAUGCCACAAUUUUUUCAUGUUAUGGGUGGCACCAUUGGAUUUGCUCUGAAGGCAGGGCAGAUCCCAGGCUUUCGUAAAUUUCUGCAGAAGGUGCAUCCAAAGAAAUCCGUUAACAAUGGAUUUAUCAAAGAGUUUUGGGAGGAGACUUUUAACUGCUACCUACCAGAUGGAAACAAGAACCAUCCAAGCUCUAUCUCUUUCCUUAAGGGCCAUGAAGAAGGUGCUAGACCUGGAAAUGCCACAGCUGCCUUCCGCCCCCCGUGUACAGGGGCAGAAAACAUCAGUAGCGUAGAGACUCCUUACAUGGAUUAUACCCACCUACGGAUAUCUUAUAACGUGUACUUAGCAGUAUACUCAAUCGCUCAUGCUUUGCAGGAUAUCUACACCUGUGUCCCAGGGAAAGGGAUGUUCACCAAUGGGUCUUGUGCAGACAUUAAGAAGGUUGAAGCAUGGCAGGUACUGAAACAUCUACGUCAUCUGAACUUCACUAAUAAUAUGGGUGAACAAGUGGAUUUUGAUGAGUCUGGUGGCCUAAUAGGGAACUACUCAAUAAUCAAUUGGCACCUGUCACCAGAGGAUGGCUCCAUUGUGUUUGAGGAGGUUGGACAUUAUAAUGUUUAUGCCAAGAAAGGAGAGAGGCUGUUUAUCAAUGAAAAUAAGAUUCUCUGGAGUGGGUUUUCAAAGGAGGUGCCAUUCUCCAACUGCAGUAGAGACUGCCAGCCAGGCACAAGGAAAGGCAUUAUUGAGGGUGAGCCCACAUGUUGUUUUGAAUGCGUAGAAUGCACCGAUGGGGAGAUCAGUGAUGAAACAGAUGCCAGUGCUUGUGAGAAGUGUGCUGAAAACUUCUGGUCCAAUGAAAACCACACUGUCUGCAUUCCAAAGCAAAUAGAAUUUCUCUCUUGGACAGAGCCAUUUGGGAUUGCUCUCACCCUUUUUGCCAUACUGGGCAUCUUUCUGACUUCCUUUGUUCUGGGUGUCUUUACUAGAUUUCGCAACACACCCAUUGUCAAGGCCACGAACCGUGAACUCUCUUACCUCCUCCUCUUUUCCUUGCUGUGCUGCUUCUCCAGCUCCCUUUUCUUCAUUGGUGAGCCCCAGGACUGGAACUGCCGCUUGCGACAGCCAGCUUUUGGCAUCAGUUUUGUCCUCUGCAUCUCCUGCAUUCUGGUGAAGACCAAUCGGGUGCUUCUGGUCUUUGAAGCCAAGAUACCCACCAGCCUCCAUCGCAAGUGGUGGGGCAUGAACCUCCAGUUUCUCCUGGUCUUCCUGUGCACUUUUGUGCAAAUAGUCAUCUGUGUCAUUUGGUUGUAUACAGCUCCUCCAUCCAGCUUUCGGAACCACGAGCUGGAGGACGAGAUCAUCUUCAUCACCUGCAACGAGGGCUCCUUGAUGGCACUGGGCUUUUUGAUCGGAUACACUUGCCUCCUGGCUGCUAUCUGUUUUUUCUUUGCUUUUAAGUCCCGUAAACUGCCAGAAAACUUCAACGAGGCCAAAUUUAUUACUUUCAGCAUGCUGAUUUUCUUUAUUGUCUGGAUCUCCUUCAUUCCAGCCUAUGCCAGCACCUAUGGCAAGUUUGUCUCUGCUGUGGAGGUGAUUGCGAUUCUUGCUGCUAGCUUUGGGCUUCUAGCUUGCAUCUUCUUCAACAAGGUCUACAUCAUCCUCUUCAAGCCCUCACGCAACACAAUUGAGGAGGUGCGCUGUAGUACUGCUGCUCAUGCCUUCAAGGUAGCUGCCAGGGCGACACUGCGACGCAGCAAUGUGUCUCGCAAGAGGUCCAACAGCCUUGGAGGGUCCACAGGCUCCACCCCAUCUUCAUCCAUUAGCAGCAAAAGCAACCACGAAGACCCCUUUUGUCUAUCCAAUACUGUGGUGGAGCAACAGCAACGCGGGUGCAAGCAAAAAGUGAGCUUUGGUGGUGGAACUGUCACUUUGUCACUGAGCUUUGAAGAGCACCAGAAAAAUGCAGUAGCCAACAAAAAUGCAAAGCAUAGGAACUCCUUGGAAGCCCAAAAUAGCGAUGAUAGCCUUAUGCGGCAUAAGGCCUUGCUUCCUCUGCAGUCAAGUGAGCCACUAGGCAGUGAGCCCAAUUUCCAGACAGCUUCAAGUCAUGACUCCAACACACAGGAACCAGUAACAGGAGAAACUGAUAAAGAAGGACAAAGCUUAGAAGAAGGGCAACCUCCUUUGUCACCUUCAUACUUGCGGGAUUGUGUAGGUAGUGAUUCCAUCACAGAGAAUGCUGUUCAUUCAUAAAGAAGGAAGAACCAAUCGCCCCUACGUUUUUUUCUGGAUACUCCUUUGUGGCACAGUCUGCCACUUUGUAGUGUUAAAACUCGCAGGGUAAACUCACCUCCCACAGAACACUGGAGGAAAUGUUUCAUAAGUGAUUGUUGUAGUGGAAAUCUGUGGUGGUUGUGGAAGAGAUGAAGAUAAAACUAAAAAAAGCUCUUCAGCUGCGCUUUAGCAGAGUUUUGUCAUCAAGAAGUUACUAUAGUGAUCUGGGCCAUGAACCUACUGGUUAGCAGUUCUAGUAACCUGUUCUGCUUUUUACAAUAAUGUAUAGUAUUGCUUUUGUUCAGGAUGAAUAAUUCCCCUUUAUUUCCCACAGCCAUAUUACGACGAGGAGAAACAUACUGCUAUACACAAAACAGAACAUGCACCUUGGUUUAGGGAAAGUCACCCUUUCUCCACUCUUUGUAGAAACAUCUAAAUGAAGUUCAGCCAGUGGCCUGAACCUGCUAUUUAAAAUUAUAGGUAGAAUGCUAAGGUCUUGUGAUAUAUGGAAGUCUUGAGAGACAUUACUGCAUUAUACAGAAACACUGUUUUCCUGGGGAUUUAUAUCAUUUGGUUCCACUGGCUGGAUCACUUUGUAGGGAUAACUUUGGAGUCCUACAGAAGUAUAGAUAAUUUGAUAAGAUGUACCCAUUCAUCGAGACAUCAAUUGAUUGUCUCCUUGGUAGAGUGGCUUUGUAGUUUCAAUCAACUGGCUGCAGCCUCUUGCCUUAAAGUUUACACUGCACUAUGCUGUGCUAACUUCUCUCCAGCAGCCACACAAUGUCACAUAUAGACAGGUCCUGACCUGUCGUAUUUAAGGGGUCUCACGGCUCACCAAGACAUGUUUUAUUAGAAUUCUACUAAUGUGUUUAUAUUUGAAGGCCUUUUCUAACCUGCAGUUUACUUAGCUUGUACAUGCAUUAAGCACUGCAGCUAUUCCAAAACAUUUUCAGACAUUAACUUAAAGGAUCAGAGAGAUGAAAGCCCAAGGUCCUGAAAUAACCCACGCUUUGUUGAAUGUUCACUGAGCUACAAAGCAAGACUCAUUUUCUACAUCCGUGUGCUCUCAUCAUUUGAAUCCAGCAAGGACUGUCUUUCUGCUUGCUUUGCAGAUCUGCUCAGGAGUUAGUAUAGUUGGACAAGGCUCGUAACUGUUCAGACUUGACAUUAGCUUUGGGCCAAAGGGCUGAUAGUUGGACAUCCCCCUAUUUUUUACAAACAUGUUAAUGGAGUGUGCUUCAGUAUUUUGACACUCACUAUCCAUCUCUCUGUACAGGGCAAAAGGCUGUUUAGGACAUAUUGGUAGCUCUCUAGAUAGUUUGCAAUACAUUUCUCCCAAUCCUUUAACACCAACAACAUAAUUACAUGUUGAAAUGAAAGAAGCUUUGGUUAUCCAAAAGUGGAUUUUUCUUUGCAAAUAUACUCACCUCACCUUAGGUGUGCCGAAAAAAUCCUCAGUUUCAUUCAGUAGCUGUUCAGUGGGCCUGUACUCAUGCCUUUAUGUAGGCACUUUCGUUUGUACCAAGUGUUGAUGGCUCUAUCUGGUGGAUCUUCAGGUUCUAGUAAAACAUAAAGUUUAUUCAACAAGCCUGAAGUCAUCCUUUGCCUUUACCUACAGCUCAAAUGUAACGUCAUGGUAUUCUAAAACCAUGAUUUUGUUUUAGGCAUGCAGCUGCAUUUAAGCCACUAAUCCCCAGGUCCAAGGACCAUAACCAUUGCUCCCAGUACUUAUUCCUUUGGUUAAAAGCAGCUCUAGGGAUGGGGGAAUUGGAUCAGGAACACAGGCUGGGGCUAAAAUGCUCUCCCCCAAUUCUCAACACUUCUAGGGAGGGAAAGAAAGAAAUGGAUAAUACAUGCAGCAGUCAUUUCUCAUUUUCAUGAUUAAUUGGAAUUUUGAUGAAUUUUCACUGUAGGAAUUCAGUGGGGUGAGAAUGACAAGCCCAUGGCCUAGACCAGUGGCUCUCAACCUGUGGGUCCCCAGGUGUUUUGGCCUACACCUCCCAGAAAUCCUAGCCAGUUUAUCAGCUGUUAGGAUUUCUGGGAGUUGAAGGCCAAAACAUCUGGGUAACCACAGGUUGAGAACCACUGGUCUAUACCUAUACAGGGAAUCCAUCAAUCACACCUAGGAAUCCCCAUCACACCUAGUUUAGCUUUCAAGUAAAUGGAAUAAGACAGAAAUUUCUCAAAUUCAUUCAAGAGAAAUAGUUCAACUCAAGCUUGCUUUUACCAAGGAGAAGAGGUGGAUGCACAGAGGUUAUCAUUUCUAUGUGGAGCAGAGGAAAUUUAACUGAUUGAUUCAAGUGCCCAUGCAUUGUUGAAAUGUGAGCACCAAGCUGGCAACCUAUUGAAGCAAGUAAUGCUGAACUAUGUUUUAUAUAUUGACGGUAUUGUCAGAGGUGUAUAUUCUUUUCUUAUCUGUUUGAAACUCUAAAACAGGGGAUCCUCCUGCUUAUCAGAUAUUUGCUGUGGACUUAGAGAACACAGAGCUUACUCCUCAUAUUGAGGUUAAAAAAAUCGUGGCAUUAAGCCUAGAACCCCUAUUAUUUACUUCUUGUACUAAUAUUUCGCCUAAGUGGUAAGGAUUUCAUUAUACUAUUAGUUUGGUCCUGUGAGGUCCCUGACUGUGUAUAGUUUUACGCAUAUACUGGAAAGAAGUAUGUACUUAGCUUUUGGUAUCCCUCAGGCUGUUAACAUUUCUGAGGUUCUUUGUUUGUAUUUAUGUACAGUCACUGAUAUUGUUGAAAACCCAAACCAUGGCCAAUCUAGUAUUCUCACUUUGCAGGAAUCAAACACUUUCUUCUUAAUACUGAGCAUUGAGCAGACCUUUCUUAUUAAAUUACAAAAUUCUCAGCCAUAACAUGUUCUCCCCCGUUGUCAUUCCUGCAUUGGGCAGCUCUCUUCCCUAUUUUUUCAGGCCAAAUGUGUGGUGCCAUUUGUAGGCUCACUUUCUUCUAGUAAAGUAGUAAUAAAGGUGAUGCUGAUGAGGCAAAACCAAAGUUUGCCAUGUUGAUGUGGUUACAUUGGAUUCUAGUUGCUAAAUCCUACCAUGAACCUGCCAACUUUGGACUACCUUUAUCAUCAUGUGUUCUGAAUUAAGGUUAUGUUAUAUAUCAUAUCAUAUCCCAUGCUUGUCAACCCAUGUCAACUUUUCUCUAUAACGAGGCUCCUGGUAUUUUGAUGUUUUCUUAAGAAAAAGAGUGGCACGAUGAUAUAAAUGUUGAUUUAGUUUUACAUAUUAAUCAGUUUCUGUUUUAAUGGCUUAAACACUGCUGAUUCAGGAAGAGUGUUUAAAUUGGGAAGCAAGGCUAACAUUUUCUGGUCCUUUCAUCCUUCAGUGUGAAUGUUGCGAGCCCUUGAGCAUUGGUAAUGACACUGUGACCCAAGUGGAAUGAUGUUUAUGUCUUUUAGAAACCCAGUUCCAUUCAUCUUUGCUUCAUAUACAGCUCAAUGGUGCUCCUACACUAUGGCAUUAAUGGUACAAGAUGGGCUUCCAGUCCCUAUAGCAAGAGAGGGUUGAUUUGCCCCUUUCCACUCCAAAUAGAUCUUUUGGGGCUCAAACCAGGCAUGACAUCACUACCACUUCAGCUGAAUUGUGAUUUUUGGGCCAACUAUAAUGACAUGGGGGGGGGGGGGGAAGUGCCCACCUAAGCAAGUAUGCAAAUGCACUUUUCACAUCUGUCUUAAAUGCACAGAUGUGAGCCUUUUGUGUGAGCCUAAGAUUUAGUGUUAUGGGAGAGCGAGAAUACAGUAAUUUACCUCUCUUCUUUUUCAUAUAUUCCUUCAUGCUUUAUACCCCAUUAAUUCCUCUACACACACACAGAGGUGGGCAGGAGAGAGAGGCCCAGUAUAAGAAGCAGAGUGCCCAAGUAUUUUUCUCUUGGAUGUUACUUUGGAAUAAGUGGCAGCAGCUAUCUCAGUUCUUUCUUUUUUUAAGCAUUAGGUCAGAAGUAAAAUAUUAAAAAUGUCGAAGGAAAUCUGUCAGCAGCACUGGGCUUUUCAUUACAUAUGGGUUUUAUUGUUUCACCUACCAUCCUGGGUGCAGACGCUGGGCCUACCAGCUUUAAGAGACUAUAGAGCACCCCAUACAUUUUUAGAGUUGGGAGAGAUUACUGAUUUUAGUAAACUUUGGCCCUUUCUACACUGCCAUAUAGUGGCCCCUGGUGGCACAGUGUGUUAAAGCACUGAGCUGCUGAACUUGCAGACCAAAAGGUCCUAGGUUCAAAUCCCGGGAGUGGAAUGAGCGCCCACUGUUAGCCCCAGCUCCUACCAACCUAGCAGUUCGAAAACAUGCAAAUGUGAGUAGAUCAAUAGGUACCGCUCUGGCGGGAAGGUAAUGUCGCUCCAUGCAGUCAUGCCGGCCACAUGACCUGGAGGUGUCUAUGGACAAUGCCAGCUCUUCGGCUUAGAAAUGGAGAUGAGCACCAACCCCCAGAGUCGAUCACGACUGGACUUAACGUCAGGGGAAACCUUUACCUUUUACCUACACUGCCAUAUAAAAUCCAGAUUAUCUGCUUUGAACUGGAUUAUAUGGCAGUGUAGACUCAUAAAAUCCAGUUCAAAACAGAUAAUGUGGAUUAUCUCCUUAGAUAAUCUGGAUUAUAAGGCAAUGUAAAAGGGGACUUAAGGAAAUACUGAGUGUGAUCCCAUAGUAAGAAAUAUUAAAAGAGAAAGGAGUUCAUGAUGGAUGGCACUUUCUGAAAAGUAAGAUAUUGGAGUUACAAUAUGAAAAAGUUUCUAUGAGGAAGAAAAAUAGAAGAUGUUUAAAGAAACCAGAAUGGUUUCUAAGGAACUAAGGAGCUUUAAACCAAGGGACAUGAACAAGAAAUUGAUGAAGGGAGAGAUCACCAAAGAUCAAUUCAAACAUGUUUAGGGGAAAAAGUUAGAAAAGCCAAAGUACAGAAUGAGGUCAGGUGUGUUAGAGAGAAUAAAAACAAUAAAAAUACCAAGAAACCAGUAGGGCCGCUGCAUUCGUGUGAUGGUAAAAUGCUAACAGGAGACAGAGAAAAGGCAGAAUGAUCAACACUUUUAUCUUUCCCUAAAAGGUAAACAUGGUUCAACAUGGAGAUAAUGGGGCAGGUGAUGCAGUGUGUAAAAUGAAGUACAGAAUCAGGUAAAGAAGCAGUACAGGGAUAUUUGAUUAAUAUAAUUGAAUUCAAGUCUCCAGGAACAGAUUAACUACGUUUCUUUCCAAGUGCUUGCAGACUGGUACUGAUGUCAUGCUCAGUGUGCAGUAAUCAAGUCCUCUUUCUUCCCCCUUUUUGAAGACAGAGACAACAUUUGCCUUCCAUUCUGCUGGAAUUUCUCCUGUUCUUCAGAAAUUCUGAAAGAUGAUUGCCAGUGUUUCUGAAAUUACAUCUGCUAGUUCUUUCAAUACCUUUGGCCCUGGAGAACUGGAUUAAUUUAGAGUAGGUGCACAAUACGCAGCCCUCAGAAGGAUUUGUUGCAGCUCUUAGAGGCUCUGAGCCUAAGCUUUACAAAGGGAAGUCACAUGCAGCAAUACAACAGAGGAGCCUUCGGAACCCGCCAUUCCAUCCACCAAGUGUUUUAUCUCUACAUGUUUUCUUUCUGUAUGCACCAAAGUUACCAAACUAACUUGUGGCAAAGGGGCACCGCCAACACAUCUGACCAGGAUGUUGGAAGUGCUGGUCUCAAUUGGAAACUCAGCCUGGGGAAGUUGUUGAACAAGUCAGAGUAGUGGGCUGCAAGGAAAAUCUUUAAGGGAUAUUGGACCUUUAUUCAGGAAUGUUGGAAUACAGGUUAUGUCAAAAUUUAACAUUACAUUGUUUUAGAGGGAGAAUGCAAUAAAGAAGAUGAGCCUCAGUUUUUGUCUCUGCCACUCUUCUUUUUGCCCUUCGCCUCCUCAUUUGUUGAUAAAACUACCAACUCCACACCCUUUGUUUGUGAGGGGGAAACUUGGCUAAGCCACUUUUUCUUUGCCUCCGAAUUGCCUUUAUCGUCUCCUCUUCCAGUCGGGAAAAGCACCCAAAGUUCCUGUUGUUCAUUUCUCUCUCAUGUGUUGUGAAAUCUUUAUAGUGAAUCUAAGUUUCUCCCUCAUAAAUGAGGGAAAUGAAUGGUGCAGGUUUUUUUCCCUCCGGAGGAGAUGACAAAAGAGGCAAAGAGAAAGGCAGAACAGCAGAGGCAAGAGCUGAGGCACUUCUUUCCCUCAGAAAAGGACUGCUACUACCAUGAUAUGGGAAGGCAAAGAAAUUGAGGCUAAUCUGCUUUGCUGCUUUCUCUAAGGCAGUGGUUCGCAAACUCUGGGUCCCCACAAGUUUUGGCCUUCAACUCCCAGAAAUCCUAACAGCUGGUAAACUUAAUGGGAUUUCUUGGAGUUGUAGGCCAAAACACCUGGGGACCCAAAAGUUGAGAAUCACUGCUCUAAGGGAAAGGUGCCCUCACAAACUCAGACCUAUCUGUUGCCCAAAGAGGUUUAGCCUAUUUAAUUUUGACCCCUUACUACUGCCAAGUUGUGUGGGCCUGAUUUAGAGUAUUCUUGUACUAUUUCUGUAUAUUUCCUGUACCGCAUCAUCUGUUCCAUAUUCCCAGGUUGAGUACGGUUUACCUUUUGGAAGAAACAAAAAAAUGUGUUGAGUUCACCAAAGCUCAUUUAAAGGGUCUGUUAACUCUGCUCUUCAGAUUUCUCAACAAUUAUGUUGCUUAUAAUAUCUCCCUGUGCAUCUUGCUUUAACGCAACAAUACAAUUACCUUCUGUACUUUGUUGCUAUAGUCUGUUUUCAGCUUGAUAAGAUAUGCGUUUUUGGAGCAAAAGUAAAAUUGUUUCUGUCUUA
Anolis carolinensis (green anole) is the source of this 11911-nucleotide messenger RNA. RefSeq names its product calcium sensing receptor (gene casr). Lineage: Eukaryota; Metazoa; Chordata; Lepidosauria; Squamata; Anolidae. The coding region runs from base 1932 to 5102 and encodes 1056 amino acids. Gene Ontology annotation, biological process: regulation of calcium ion transport; intracellular calcium ion homeostasis; G protein-coupled receptor signaling pathway. The transcript has 11 exons. The record is from RefSeq and is a predicted model, not a curated record. Gene Ontology annotation, cellular component: plasma membrane. Gene Ontology annotation, molecular function: G protein-coupled receptor activity; calcium ion binding.